AUGGCGGAAACUCUCAUUGAGGCUGCAGGCGACGAUCAACACCUGUACUACCUCGUGCGGCCCUCAACCGGCGAAGCCGAUGAACUAUUGCAACAGAGCCUCAAGGCCCACGUCAACUUGCCAACAGGUUUGAGCCGCCCAUCACCUCGAGCCGGAACCUCACCGCGUCGUUCAACAACUCGUCAAGCCCCGUCGCCACACACGGCCGGGAACCGCGGUGGAACAUCGGGCACACACGGCGGUGCUGGCAAGCCAGCAUCAUCGCCUCGUGAGACGGCCAGGGGUCCAUCGUCGGAGAACCACGCCCUACGCCCCAGCAGUACCCCCCCGCCUGCACCAAGUGUUGCCAAUCGCUUGCGGCAUUUUGAGAGAGAUCGUGCCAUUCUGGAGCAGCUUCGCCAGGAGAUUGAGGGCUUGCAGACGAGGCUACAAGACAUGGCCAGCAAGUAUGUCUACAGUAGUUCUGCUGUUGGCGUGCCUUUAAGCUGCUUCCUCACAAUUUGGAAAUCUAGAGUUACUUCACUUUCCGUGACCAGUACCGAGUAUCAAUCAGCAAUCGCCAGCCUGGAAACCACUGCCCGGCAGCUACGACCGGAAUAUGAACUGAAGGUUCAGCGAUAUGAUGCGCUGUACGAUAAACUGCAUAACGAACGUGAGGCGUUGCAAAAGCUCAUGCCUGAUUCGAACCUCUUACAUUGGGCGUGGCGCCCUUCCCGACCUGAAAUUUGA
Monosiga brevicollis MX1 is the source of this 729-nucleotide messenger RNA. RefSeq lists its product as uncharacterized. The record is from RefSeq and is a predicted model, not a curated record. Lineage: Eukaryota; Choanoflagellata; Craspedida; Salpingoecidae. The transcript is spliced from 3 exons. The coding region runs from base 1 to 729 and encodes 242 amino acids.